This is a messenger RNA of Papilio machaon (common yellow swallowtail), 777 nucleotides long. RefSeq lists its product as uncharacterized. Lineage: Eukaryota; Metazoa; Arthropoda; Insecta; Lepidoptera; Papilionidae. The transcript has 6 exons. The record is from RefSeq and is a predicted model, not a curated record. Bases 1 to 777 code for a protein of 258 amino acids.
AUGGCAUUAAGGCUUUUGUUCCUAAUGAACGAUAAAUAUUUCCAAGAGUACCGUCGCCUCGCAAAGGCGAUAGUGGAAGCUCUGCAAGACUCCAAAUUCGAUGAGGAACUGCUUUUCGACCUGAAGAAGGAGAAUCAAGUCUACCUUAACCGCACUAUGUCUUGUAUUAUCAAAUACGUUGUGAAAAGGGAGGUUGAUAACUACAGAUCGCGGCGCACGGACGCCAUCAGUCGCCGGAUAUAUUCCUCGCUCGUUAUGAAACUGAUCGACAUCGCAAAGGACUUGCCGCGCAACACUAGCGCCACGAACCGCAUCGAGACCGCUCACAGGUACUACACCUCGGUAGAAAACCGCGAACAGCACGACAAGAUGGCAGACUCGCAGGUGUUCCAUGCUUGCGCUAGACUCUAUGAUAUCAUGUUUACCACUCCCCGGGUAAUGUCACAUUUGGGCAAUCUGGAGGACUUAACGCCUAAGCUGCUCAUAAAACGCCUUAUGGGAAUGCAAAUCAAACCAGUUCAUUUUGCUGUCGCUCUUCUGAUUCAAUAUCACCUACGGAACACAAUCAACUUCGCAAUCCGCUCCAAGAGUCUGGAAGUGCUGAGUACGAAGCCUCAGAUGGUGGGGCCAAACGUCAUCGACAUGCUCAAGUCUUUAGCCUCCAGAUUGCUGCCCGUUGCCGAGUUGCUCGACAUACAUCUGGCAUAUUACAGUCCAGCCUUCAAAGAUACCUGCCCCACCACUUGGCUAGGCAUCGUCAAUAAUAAAAAGCCUUGA